GGCUAAUCUCAUUGCUUUUGCAGUUGGGCAGUAUAAAAUGAUAGCUACAAAACUGUACUGCGGUAAUGCAGAAUGACUGAAUGUGAAUGAACCACAUAGUUGAUCGAUUGUCCUAAAAUUGGAUACGACUUGCAAAUUCUUCUUUCCCCUAGACAUUUCAUCUUAUCCCGCCUGCGAAUCAUGAGUAUCAAAUUACCUCAUCCACAAAUAUUUUAUCCUCUGCAAAGUAGUAAUUCAAUCGGUAAAAAUUCUGUAACACUUUCCUCUUCUUCGGCUCCCUCCAAUUCUCCAGUUCAAAUCCAGCUUCCUCUCCAGAGACCCAAAUGGAAACCACAAAAUCCCAUAACCCCUGCAAAACCCAGGAGAUGUUCCAUCACAGAGAUUUUGCGCUUAUGGGACGUCCUUCAAAUCCCCAUAACUCGGGACUUUUACCUUUCUCUCAUUGAAGAAUGUACAAAUACUCGUGACCCUUUACAGGCAAUAGAGCUCCACAAUCAUCUCAGUACUAGUAGUCUUCGUCCAUCCUUGUCAAUUUUUAAUCGUUUGUUGUUGAUGUAUGGAUCCUGCGGCUGUAUGGAAUAUGCGGAGAAGCUGUUUGAUAAAAUGUCCGUGAGGAGUGUGACCACUUGGGCUGCCGUUAUGUUUGGGUGCUUCAAGAAUGGCGAUUAUGAAAAGGUUGUAGAUGUGUUUGUUCAGAUGUUGUACUGGAAUAGAGGCAAAGUUGAAUGUGGUGAUUUGGAUAAUAAUAAUGCAGUUUGUGUGAUCGCAGUGUGCGUUCUUAAGGCUUGUGCCAAAACAAUGGACUUGGACCUCGGAAUACAAGUACAUUGUUGGCUGGUAAAGAUGGGUCAUGGCCAACAUCCCGUUUUAAUUCAAUCUUUGAUGAGAUUUUAUGGUAAACUAGGAUGUGCAUAAGGUUCGGACUGAACCAGAACAAGGCGAUUUGCAUUAAAACGACAAGUUCAGGCAGUUACUGUGUUCUAGGACAUGGUGAAGGAAAGUGUGAAUAACGAAUCGUAGUGCAUUUUCUAUUCUGAAAUGAACGAUUGGGGAUGUCGUGGCCAACAGAUCCAUGCUAUUGUAAUCAACGGAGGACUUGAGCUGAAUGAGCGAGCAGGUACAAUGUGGAUGGUUUCAAAAUGUAUGGAAAAUUGGGUUAGUAAAAUAAGCGAGAAAAUCGCUCAAGAUGUAUGGAAAAUGAGAGACAUGUAUCUUGUCAGAAUGCAAUCCUUGGCUUACAGGGCAUGUACAACCUAGACUUGGCAAUGGAGCCUUCAAAUUUGAAUACUUGAUGAAGGAUUGAAGGUGGCUGGAUCUUCAAACCACAUGAGGCAUAGCUCCAUGAAGGUGUACCCUGUGGAGGUUUUUAUUAGAGAAGACUGACAUUUGAAUAGGAGCCUGUUGGUUUAACUUUUUUAAUCAUCAACUGGAGUGGCUCUAUUAUUAAAGAUGUCAUAUUGUUAUGUAGCCCUUUACAUUUUCAGAGGAAGAUAACUGCACCUUUAGGUUUCCCGUGAUUUGUUAUGUAGUUUAAAGCCGUCCAAACAUAUUGUAGCUUACAAGCAAUUGUAAGAUUAGGUCAUCGUUGAAAGCUGAGCAUACAUAUGUUUCAGGGAAAUAGUAUUUUGGUUGUAAAGCAGGAAGCUGAUACAUAGUCGCAAAUUUUCUUCCUUACCGAAAGUGAAAACUAGAUAGAGCCGUUAUCUAGGCUUAUUACUGCGCGCUUUGUUGUUCUGCUAUCUCCAGGCAUUGGUAGAUGGCCGAGAUUUCUGCUGUUUCAACAGAGCAGCUGCCCAGAAAAAUCCUGGACCCGUGCAGUCUGAUUCCGGUUUCCAAACCUACCAUUUCACUUUAGUAAGCAUUUUCCAAGCAUGGCUUUCGCCUUCAAUUUCUUUUCAUUAAGUUUUCUUUAACCGCAAAGUAAACAAUUUGUUGCUUUUACCGGGGAUCCACAAUUCGGAUUAUGUUUCUAUUGUAUUCGGAGUGCUAAAGUUUCGCAUUUUCUCCCCCUUCUCAGCUCUAAGAAGAUCCUGUCAUCCUUCAAAGUUACCUUCCUUCCUAAAAUUUAGACGAAUAUAUGAUGUAUCCAAAACUCCACAAGAUUCCCGGUUAGGUCUUGUAAUUAAAGAAUUCAAUAAAUAUAUUUCAAUUAAAUCACGUAAAACGUUGAGCAUAAUCUUAAAACAAACUGAUCGGAAAAAUAG
This is a messenger RNA of Oldenlandia corymbosa var. corymbosa, 2204 nucleotides long. Lineage: Eukaryota; Viridiplantae; Streptophyta; Magnoliopsida; Gentianales; Rubiaceae. The record is from the annotation of a GenBank genome assembly.